UUUGAACUGCGUUAGAGCAGACGAGAGAGAGCGCGAGAUCUAGAGCUAGAGACGCCGUCGUUAGGCGAGAGCUCGGCGUCGAAGGCAAUGGAACGCGGCGCGACGAACCCUCCGCCUGCUACCGAUCGCUCCUCGCCCAAGCCCAAGUUUUCGGUGUACCAGAACCCCGCCAUCUCCGCUGCGCUCACUGCCCAGAGCCGCCGCCCCUCGCCCUACGAGCUCUUCCUCCUUUUCUCCUGGUCCCUCGCCUCCUGCGUAUCCCUAUUUUACCUCCACUCCAGGGGAGAAGAUCUCGUCAAAAUCAUCAUUCGGCUCCGGAUCUCCUCUAGCACAUCAGAGUUUCUUGUUAAGUCAUUGAAAACGGUGAUUGUGCUGGUGUUUGUCACCUUCCUCUCAACUUUAGUUCGAGCCUUAUCACUGCGAAAUACGAACAAUGCUUCGCGAAUUGCUGCUGCUGGGUUGUCUUCCCACAAAGCCAAAGAGCAUCAGACUGCGCUCACUUCCCGCCAGAGCCUUUUAGGCUUGAACACAAUCCCAUCUGAGAGUGUUAGUAACAUAGAGUCUAACAAGAAGCCGCCCAAGUCAAGGUCCAUUUUGGCUUCUGAGUCUCUUGGCCCUAUCAGUAGGUCAACCUUCAGCUAUACACCUUAUCGCCAAUCUCGAAUUGCCUCUGACCAACUGUAUUCAAGCAGUGGAAAGAAGGCUACAUUGUCACCAAUGUCACCACCUUCUUCUCAGUCUCAACAUGUAUCUCCUGUGAGCCCAUGGUCAAGGAGAAGUGCAGGACGUGCAAAGGGUAUUCAGUCAGAGGCAAUGCUGGAGCAAUACUUGGCUCAAGUGGGUGAGAUGUAUACUGAACCAACUCCUGUCGAGGCUACACCUUCGCCACCUCUUCGAGGUUUUGUCAUUGCUAGUCCUAGUUCAGUUACUUCCCAGAGUACUUCAGGUGCUGCUAGAAGUACAGCAUUGAGGCCUGCUAGGAUGUCCCCUGGUUCACACCAGAAGUAUAGCACGUCACCAAAGAAGAGGGAGGGGGAUCUCCCUCCUCCCUUUUCGAUGGAACAAAUGGUUGAAGCAUUUGAAUCUUUGGGUAUCUACCCACAAAUUGAGGUUUGGAGAGACCAUCUCAGACAGUGGUUCUCCUCCAUGUUGAUCAACCCACUUUAUCGGAAGAUUCAGACAAACCACAUUCAGGUUGCACAAACAGCAGCAAGUGUCGGUAUCACAAUUACAGUCAGUCAGAUUGGAAUUGACUCACUCAAUGGCUCAGCACCGGUUAACUUAUCUCCAAUUACUGGCACAACAGAGUGGCUACCUACAGUAACAGUGGAUGAGGAUGGUUUGCUCCAUCAGCUGCGUGCGUCUCUCUUGCAAGCACGCGAUGGCUCAAUUUCACAGACACAAUUUGCUAGAAUGCAGCAACCACAGGCAAACUCAAUCCUCCCUUUCAUACAAGCAUGUAUUGACGCCAUAACAGACCACCAGAGACUUAAAAAGUUGAUGAAAGGAGAGCUCAUUAAGGGUUUACUUCCACAAAGUAGUGUUCGUGCUGAGUAUACAGUUAAAAGGGUUCGAGAGCUUGCUGAAGGAACAUGUUUGAAGAACUAUGAUUAUAUGGGGAAUGGAUGCGCUAAUGACAAAGGAGACAAGAAAUGGAAUAACGAACUUCCUACGGAUUCACACUUGUUGCUGUACCUUUUUUGUGCUUUCUUGGAACAUCCUCAAUGGAUGCUACAUGUUGACCCCACAUCUUAUUCUAGUGCCCAGUAUAGCAAGAAUCCCUUAUUCCUUGGGCUUCUCCCUCCGGCAGAUAGGUUUCCAGAGAAGUAUGUUGCUGUGAUCUCUGGUGUGCCAUCUGUCCUUCACCCAGGAGCUUGCAUAUUGGCCAUUGGAAAGCAAAGUCCUCUGACAUUUGCAUUAUAUUGGGACAAGAAAUUGCAAUUCUCUCUUCAGGGAAGAACAGCCUUGUGGGAUUCUAUUUUGCUUCUGUGUCAUAGAAUAGAAACAAGCUAUGGAGGUGUUGUCAGGGGUGUCCAUCUCGGUUCUUCUGCUCUCAACAUCCUUCCCGUGUUCAAUACCGACACAGAAAACUGAAGGACUACUACAGAUCAUGCACGCUUCGCAUUUAGCUCAAUGAUUUCACCAGUAGGAUAUUUAGGAGAAGCCUUUAACCAUUUGAACUUCUGAAAGGUACUCAAGAUAUAUUAUGCCUGUAAAAUAUGUUCUCAUUUGCCUUACCAUUUAUAGACGUUUGCUUGAAAGAUCUCAUCGUUUGGGAUGCCCUCAGUAGUUGCAAUGGUGAACGGACUGAUCUUCUAGUCGGUAAUGUCAGUGCUAGGGUUUGAGGAAACUCUGAAGGUAUAUUCCAAACAUUGGAAGAGCAUCAUUGGGGUUUGUUAUCAUCAUUAUCAUCAUCAUCAUUAAGUGGUAUUUAUCUCAAUGACUUGUGGCUGCUAUAUGCAUCGUAUCCCAUCAUCGCCUCGCAAUGACUUGUACUGUCCAAGCAUUUGGAUGGAAAAUCUCGUAUUUAAGCAUAUUUAAGAAUUUUUAGUUUUUGGAAAUUAUCAGAUUCCUGAUGCUAUGUUUAAGUUAGAGAACCUAAGUAAACUUAACAUGUAAACGCUACUUGCUUAAGUAGAAAUCUUUUAGUAUUUAAGCAUUA
Messenger RNA from Zingiber officinale, 2662 nucleotides. RefSeq lists its product as uncharacterized. The transcript is spliced from 7 exons. Gene Ontology annotation, cellular component: membrane. Bases 88 to 2094 code for a protein of 668 amino acids. The record is from RefSeq and is a predicted model, not a curated record. Lineage: Eukaryota; Viridiplantae; Streptophyta; Magnoliopsida; Zingiberales; Zingiberaceae.